UUGAAUAAACAGACAAUGGGUGGAUAAAAUGUCAGUUUAUGUAUGACUUAUUCCUUCACACUUAAUGUCAAUGUUAUAAAAAGAACGAAUAGUCACAGUAGUUUCAGUAAAGCAACGCAGGUUACAAGCAAAAAGUCUAUAGUACUUUUCAAAAGAUUUGAUAGUAGUACAUGAGUAACUUUGAUGUGUGCCAUCAUGAAAAGAGCUGAUCUUACCAUUUUUUUUAUUCAUUUGAUAUUUUUUAGUCGGCAGUUUGGCUUUGCUUAUGCAUUUCUCAAAUUUUCCAAAGACGUCGAAUUGAGCGGGUAUACUUGUCCGUCUGAGCACGUCGUUUUCCGUAAUGGGAACGGAAUAAGCUUAUCACAAUGUUUUUUUUUGUGUGUAGAAAGUGGCAAUUGUUACGGAUUUUUUCAUCAAGACGCUGGACAAUGUAUCGGCUGUGGAGAUAUGUUUCCGAAGAGCUCCAGCUAUCCAACAUCCUCUGACACGCUUUUCUAUAGAGCUCCUUGGGAAGAUAUUAUUUCAAAAUAUGUCUACGUACCAGAAGGAAUGACAUGGCAUCAGGCACAGGACAAUUGCAAAGCUAAAGGAGGAUCGUUGGUGAAGUUUGGUUCAAAUUUAGAAAGGGAGCUUGUGGAAACUAACAUCUUACAGGGUUUUGGUCAUGGUGCAGGGGUAUGGAUAGGUGCAUAUGAUGACAAUAUGGACGAGAUUUUUCUCUGGUCUGACGGUACCGUUGUCAAUGACAUUUUCAUAAAAUGGGGACCUACUGAUCCAGACCUUCACGAUCAUACUGAACAUUGUGUAGCAUUUUUAAACACAAAUGGUAUCUGGGCUUCGCAUGAUUCUUUGUGUAGUAAUAUUGGCGCAAGCGUUUGCCAACUGGACUAAUAAACUAGUUGACAUUAAGGACAUUUAUUUAUUUUUAACUUGCAUGACAUUAUUG
This is a messenger RNA of Ruditapes philippinarum (Manila clam), 946 nucleotides long. RefSeq lists its product as uncharacterized. The record is from RefSeq and is a predicted model, not a curated record. Bases 184 to 891 code for a protein of 235 amino acids. Gene Ontology annotation, molecular function: signaling receptor activity. The transcript is spliced from 4 exons. NCBI's taxonomy places the organism in Eukaryota, Metazoa, Mollusca, Bivalvia, Venerida, Veneridae.